AUAAAGAAGAAGGAAAAGACAGUGUAAAAGAAAGAAAGUAAAAGAGAAGCGCGUGAAGAAUGAAGGAGGUGGAGUGCUGCAUUAAAGAAGAACACAGAAGUCUAUGAGUAGGAGGCAUCACAGUCUGAUAUGAAGUUGAAACUUGGAGCCCUAAUAUUUAAAACCAAACCCCAAAUCCCUAUGCAAAUUUCAACGUACCACUACACGACAAUAAUCAAUUGCAGCCCUUCAAUAUUUAAUUAUUACUUUCUAAAACCCUUUUAUUCAGAUUAGGAUGUGAUCAUAUUCACAUCGUCAUAUGUCAAUGUCACCAUAGAAAAAAGGUUACUUCAUAAAUGGAUUUUAUUUCAAGGUACCCUUUUUCUUUUCACCCUUUAACGUUAAUGAUGAUAAUAAAAUAAUAUUUUUUGAUAAUGGAGAAUUGAGAAAGCUGGUGCUGUGGCCUGUGGAAGGUGAGUGGUGAGAGAGUACACUUUGAGUCUUGAAGUUGAACUUAAUUGACUGUGUUAAUGCAGAGAUAGAAACAUAGAUACAUAUAGAUAUAGAGAGAGAGAGAGAGACAGAGAGAGUUCAUAGUUUUUCAAGCCUGUGGCUUUGUACUUUAAAGAGAUCAGAUGCAACACAAGCAAAGGGUGAUGAAGUGGAGGAGUGUGAGACAAUAGUGGGGUACCACUUUCAGUUUCAGCUUCUGUUUCAGAUUGAGAGUUUCUUCUUAGCUUUUAAGUACAUACAUAUGUACAUGCACAGCUUUUGGUAAACACUCUAAACAAGGCUUGAUCCAUUGAGGAAAACGAUGAAGAACUUAAAUGAGAAAGCCUCUGGUUCUACCCAUUUAACAGCUCCUUAUGCUCUUGGAUGCUCGUCAUGGGGGGCUUCCUCUGAAUCUGAUGUUCAACAAUCAUCCAUGUCCAGAGGUUUGACCUUGAAAAUGGGUGUUCUGCCGCAGCAAUGCCAUAAGACUAAGCCAUUGAAUUUUCAAUAUCAAGAUCGAGAUUCUUCUUCAUCUCAAUCAACUGGUCAGUCUUAUCCGGAAGUUGGUUCAGCGCAAUCAGGUCAAUUUUCAGUCCAGUGUAGCAAUUCUUCUGCUUGUUCGACACUUAACACAACUGGGAGAAAGAGUAUAGAAGGUGUAAUCAGGUCAUCUGUUCGGGGUCAGGAUUUUACCUUCCCUCCUUCACAAAUGUGUCAAAACCAGCCACAUGCUCAUACUGCAUUCCAUCUUGCUGAGCCAUGCUUUAGUGGCCUACUAGCUUCUCCAUAUGGCCCACAACCUAAUAUUCAUCCUGCUCAACUGAUAGGAAUGGCUACUGCUAGAAUUCCUCUGCCACUUGAUCUUAGUGAGGAGCCUAUAUUUGUGAAUGCAAAACAAUACCAUGCUAUUCUGAGGCGCAGACAAUACCGGGCAAAACUUGAUGCACAGAACAAACUCAUCAAAGAACGGAAACCAUAUCUUCACGAGUCUCGCCAUCUACAUGCAUUGAAGAGAGCUAGAGGUUCUGGUGGUCGCUUCUUGAAUACAAAAAAGCACGAAGAGUCUAAACCAACUUCACAUAACCAUGACAUAGAUGUUUCAAGGUGUACUAAUUUGAAUCUGAGGGGAAACAUGUCAGAAUCUAAGGCUCGUCUAAUGGAGAAGUUGAACUACAGAGAUGGUGCCUCCACAGCCACCUGUUCAGAUAUUUCUAGUGCAUCUAAUAGUGGUGAUCUCUUCCAGCAACAUCAACCUGACAUUAGAUUAUGUGUUUACCCUUCUCAUAUUGGAAGGAACAUGCAGGGUUACUCUCCUGAUAUCAAUGGUGGUGGUGGUGGUGGUGGUGCAAACCAGCAUCGUCUAUCAGUCCUUAUGUGACACACCAGUAAGUUAUUUUCCAGCAUUCUGUUGGAGAAGACAAUUGCCUGUGUUCCAUAGGGAAGUCAUCCUUGGCUCAUAUAUUACUAUGUGUAUUGGUUGUCCUAGAACAUGGCUUUGGACCUUUGCUAGAUUUCAAUUAUCAUAUAUUGUUGCCCUGAAAAUGUUUGGGCAGAGAAGCACAUUUGACUGACUAGUCACAGCAAUGUUUCUUUGUGUUGAUGUCACAUUAGAAAAUUUCAUUUUGACUUGUAUUUUGAUUGUGGUACCUAUUUUUCCUUUUUUAUGUUGAU
Molecule: messenger RNA, 2142 nt
Organism: Vigna radiata var. radiata (mung bean)
Lineage: Eukaryota; Viridiplantae; Streptophyta; Magnoliopsida; Fabales; Fabaceae
Product: nuclear transcription factor Y subunit A-3
Exons: 6
Coding region: 794-1849 (351 amino acids)
Biological process (GO): regulation of transcription by RNA polymerase II
Molecular function (GO): RNA polymerase II cis-regulatory region sequence-specific DNA binding; DNA-binding transcription factor activity, RNA polymerase II-specific
Source: RefSeq, a predicted model, not a curated record